GCGACCUAUUUCAAACCCUCGUUGAGUACCUAUGUAUGGCUGAUGGAUUGGAGUCCGACAACUCCAAGGAGGCAGAACUACUCCACGCCUUCCGCCUCCUUCAAACGCAGACCUUGCAAAGCCCGACAGCUGCCAAUGAGCAGAAGAGGGACAAGUGUUCCACAUUAUUUCCACGCUGGCUGAUUGCAGUGAACCUCUUGUUCGUGCUCUUUUGUGUCUUGCUGGAAAUCUGCCUCCAUCCACCCUGCCUGCGCAGCAAUCCCGACCUAAAAUUGAAGUACCCAGCUCAAACGGCUUAUGCGACUCUGAUUACUUUGGUCUUCGGCCUGACCCAGCUGCUGAACGGCGUGCGAUCUUCCUUCGUGUUUGCCGGCUACCUGGCGGUCCUGGCCAUCUUCGGCAUUGUGGGUCACAAUGACAUCGUGCAAGGCUUCAGGCGGCUAGGCCCUUGGCUGCCUCAGCUGCAGUUCGUGAUCAUUUGUGGUAUUCACGAUUCAGGAAUACUCGAGUUUUCCCUUCUGCGGAUGUUGGGUGGCCAACACAGAGAAGAGUGGACGUUUCCACGAGCCCGGCUUUAUUUGGCUACUUUGUGUAUGGGAGCUUUCGUUGGCGCGACCACCACCAUUACUGUUGGAACGCCGGUGAUCAUUCAAUGGGCAAAAAGCCACAGCUUUCAAUUGCGGCCUUUGCUGCUGAUGAUGGUCGUAGCGGCGACUUGUGGAAAUUCGGUCUUCGUGACCAGCAGCCCUUCUUCCAUUGCCAUUCGCGACAUUAUAUGUAACUCUGACACCGGCUGUGAGCUGAAGUCCCAGGCCUUUCUCGCCUUGACCAAUGCAGCGAUCCUGGGCCUCUAUGUGGUGAUGAUUGGGGAGGUGCUCUCCAGGAAGGAUCAGCAGCCCCGACUCCCACAGGCCCAGCGGCGCACUGGCUUUAGCGAUCCUGAGCUUACGAGCUGCCGGUUGGAGAUGCCAGAGGUGCUCUCUGGUGCUGAUGCCUCUGAAUCGGAGGUCUCUGACCUGGACCUACUUCCCUAUGAGCUUGAUUUCGUGAUUGUGGCGGGAUCUCUGAUUUGUGGGCACACCCCCCGCUCUGCCGGCUUUAUGAAUCUGAAGGAAGUGGCAAUUCAGAGAAUCUCAAGGCUUCUCAAUAGCGCCACAGAUAGUCCAGCCUUCCGGUCGGCGGAGGGCACGUUGGAUGAAUGGGUCUUGGACUCCGGGGACCUGAUUGCGACCCGAUGCUCAGCAGCUGGCGUUGUGGCGAUGCGCCGAUAUCCUGGGGUCUUUGUGAUGAGAGGACUGCACUGCCAUCAGGCUCUGGGUGGACGACGCCACGAGAGACGCCUGUACGAAAGCGUGAUUGCAAGAGGCAGUGAGGUGAUUGGAAGAAGCCUGGAGGAGCUGCUGGGGCUGCCGAGCAUGUCAGAAGCUACGCCAGCCCCUGAGAUCUUGGAGAUUCCCUGGUGCGUGCGGAUGUUUCGCGGCUAUCCCUUGGCUGCGUGCCGCCGGGAGGGCGACCAAGUUCGAGCCCAACCACUGUCUCCGCACGAUUUGCUCCAAGCGGGUGACGUGAUGCUCAUCGAUGCCUUUGGGGAGUUUCCUUCACUCCAAACGGCCAAACGCUUAUUCUUGAUAUCGGGCUUGGUGCCAAAAUCCCAAGCCCCUCGCCACGGUCGGUCAACUGAUAUGUGGCGUGGCAUCAUGGCAGUCCUUGGCCUUGUUGUGGCCCUUUUCCUGGACUUGCAGAAGAGAUGCAACAUCUUGGUGAGCACCAUGGUGAUCGCUGGCAUGCUCUUCAUCACCUCCGGUGUGAAACCUGACCAAGUCUCCGAAGUCCUCGACUGGAACUCCUGCUUGACAAUUGGCCUGGGUGAAGGGGUGGCCACGGCCCUGCGACGAACAGGCUUGCAAGGAGCUUUGGCCAAGGUGAUCGUUCAGAUUCGUGCAAUUGGAGGACUUCCGGUGCAGUUGAUGCUGUUGUCCUUCAUUGCCCAGCUUGCGGCGGCUUGUAUUUCACCCACCCCAGCAGGGUUACUGGUGGCAAAUGCGGCUUUGGCUUUGGACAAUGAAUAUGGCCAGCUCUCCUCACGGCAGCUUCUUCUUCUGAUUGUCAUUUCCUCAAACAUGGUGCUCAAUGUGCCCAUGCCUGAUGAACUCAUGCGAAACAGCAAGCGUGCAUUCAGUGUUCGCAGUGUGCUGCUUUGGUCGCUGCCGACCUUUGUGCUGGUGGCAGCAUUGACAUCUGCAUGGACUCUGCUGUUUCAACUGCAGUAAAGCUUAAGAUGCGAUGCGACGACAGGAGACCACUUGGCCGAUCCUGAUGGCGCCCUUCCACAGGAUUCAGAGGUGUUGGCCUGUGAUACCGGCCCCGAAAAGGCCAAAGUUCGCCUCCUCUCAUGGACUUCGAAUGAGUGUCCGGCAGAUUCUUCAUCACUGGCCACUGAGAUUCGAUGAGAGGUGG
Durusdinium trenchii is the source of this 2457-nucleotide messenger RNA. The record is from the annotation of a GenBank genome assembly. Lineage: Eukaryota; Dinophyceae; Suessiales; Symbiodiniaceae.